This is a messenger RNA of Malaya genurostris, 2172 nucleotides long. RefSeq lists its product as uncharacterized. Bases 87 to 1211 code for a protein of 374 amino acids. Gene Ontology annotation, molecular function: RNA polymerase II cis-regulatory region sequence-specific DNA binding; DNA-binding transcription factor activity, RNA polymerase II-specific; protein dimerization activity. Gene Ontology annotation, biological process: regulation of transcription by RNA polymerase II. The transcript is spliced from 3 exons. The record is from RefSeq and is a predicted model, not a curated record. Lineage: Eukaryota; Metazoa; Arthropoda; Insecta; Diptera; Culicidae.
UGGUGGAUGGAAAUAAAUUUAGACAAUCCAAACGUAAAGCUACUCCAGCAGUGUCAAAGUGCAAAAAUUACUUGAAUUACUUUAAUAUGUCAAACCAACAGAAACUUCCAUCCACAAAAGGAUUACUAACGGUAUUCGAGAAUGCCAGUGCCAGUGUGAUGGCCUCGGCUUUACUUUCGUCCUCCAUGGAUACUCAGAAAAAUAGCGUCGAUGGUACCGACGGAUCAGUUAUAACACCGGGACAGGAAUCUGACGAUGAUAUUUCGGAUUUUUCCUCCAACGACAGUGACGGAAUGGAUGAUGAAUUACGGUAUUCAUUAGUCGAUGAAGAUAACACCGGACUAGCGCCCACAGGAAGAGCCAGCUCAUGCAGCCAAUUAAAUCCGCUCGCAACAUCUCCGAUAUUACCGGUAAUAAAUUUGGCUGGUACCAAACUAGGUAUCGGAGGUGGUUCAGUCGUACGCAAGAUGUUUACUAACACUCGUGAAAGAUGGCGUCAGCAAAACGUGUCGGGUGCUUUUGCUGAGCUGCGGAAGUUGGUGCCGACUCACCCUCCCGAUAAAAAGUUAUCAAAAAAUGAAAUUCUGCGAAUGGCUAUCAGGUAUAUUCGCCUAUUGACAAAUGUUCUUGAGUGGCAAAAAAAGCAAGAAGCUACAGAUAAAUCAGAAUUGCUAAAAUCGUCUCAAUCUAAUGGAUUUGGGAAAGUAACGCAUCAAUAUCACAGAGGAAACAAUGAAAACCAUUUCACCGGAAACUUUCGAAACAACGGAAAUAACUUGCUAAUGGUGGUUCCCAAAACAUUCAAUAAAAUCCAUCUUUCCCAGAAGUGCUCAAUGGAAUAUAUUAACGGUACAAUCACUAGUAGUUAUCGGGCAAUCAAAAGUGAAACAUCAGAGCCUUGUAGUGCGUCGAUCGAGAAGAAACAAACGUUUAACAAACUUUGUACGUCGGGUAAAAUUGGAAGAAAUGGUGUGAAGAACAGGAAAAAAUCCCUACCAUUAGGAGUCAUCGAAGAAGGACUAAAAUCUAUUUUGGGUUACAAUGAGAGAAUCACAGUUGAAAAUGAAAUUAAAAGGGAAAUUAAUUUAUGUCAUGGAAAGCAACAAGCAUUGGAAGGUGGAAUGAAAGAUGAUAAACAUGAACAUAGCUUUUCUAAUGAAAAAUCUGAAUCAGACCUAGAACAUUUCGAGAAAACUAAACCAAAAUUUUAAUUAUCAAUGAAAACGAAACAGUUUAGAUGAAGAUAAAAAAAAACUCUAAAGUUAAUGCGCUAUUGUGUCCACAUAACUCAUCAUUAUCGAGUUUUUCUGAUUAUUAAGAUGUAUGUGAUGUAAUGUAAUCGGAACUAACUGCUUCGGCCCUACUACGCAACAUCUAAACGAAAAUAGUAUUAAAAUUGAGCAAAUACUGUUGUUAUAGAGACGAAAUAAUUCACACGAAUGCACUAAUAUUCAUAUUAUCCUUUAAGCCAAUGUGUCGAAAAGAGACAGCAGGUCUCACUUUACCACUUUAACGGAUCUGAGAUGAAUAGGAAUACGGAGUCAAUCGUCUCUUCAGCUUCCGAAAGUGUGCGUACGAAUAACUUUUGACAUUCAUGAUAUUAGGCAAAGCAUCGCACGUGUUUAUAGUUCACACCCUCUCAUGAAACUCGAAAUCCUGCAAAACCCCGAUAAGACUCGCACUUAUUCAAGCGAUGCUUUAUACUAGGGGAAAGAGCAACAAUGUUGGUCGAGUAACGUCAAAUGAUACUUCUGUGGGAAAUUUCUUCCGGAGAGCGGAAGUCACCCACCUAAUUCCUCAAAUUAAAUUCAAAUGAUGCCUUUUGGCACGCGGCUUGCCAAACUUCAUUGCGUACCUCAACACUCGCGCACGGUCGCGUGCCUGAUUGGCGCUAAUAGGAUAAAGAUUAGUUUAUUUUUAUUGAAUUUGGUAGAUGAUACCAAGCGGUGAAAGAACCUGCUCUGAUUUGUUGUCUGAGUGAUAUUUUCAUCUCACCCUACCCUUCAGUAGCACGUGUGCAAAUCUAAAACCAAACCACGCGUUGAUACACAAAAAUGACAACACAUCAAAACCGAAAUAUAAAUAUCUAUGUGCAAUCAUACAAUUUAAAACAAUGUGUUUGAUAUUAAAUGGAUGAAUAAAGUAACUCAAUAUAGGCCACGCCUUCAUGAA